Molecule: messenger RNA, 5436 nt
Organism: Globicephala melas (long-finned pilot whale)
Lineage: Eukaryota; Metazoa; Chordata; Mammalia; Artiodactyla; Delphinidae
Gene: ANTXR2
Product: ANTXR cell adhesion molecule 2
Cellular component (GO): cell surface; plasma membrane
Molecular function (GO): transmembrane signaling receptor activity
Source: RefSeq, a predicted model, not a curated record
UUGGAGUGCAGAGCGGAGUUGGGCCGCCGGAGGAAGGGAACCAGAAGAGAGGGGUUUCCAGUCCAAGUUUGCGCGGCGGCGGCCGCGUCCCGGGGGUGCCUGUCCCGCUUCGCGCUGCAGCAGCCGGAAUCGAGCCCUCCCGGCGGACUGGAACUCUCGGUCCGGGUUCCAGACGGGCGCUAGAGGCUCGACCAGAGGCCGGGGAGGAACUUCUCUUGCAAGCUGUCGCCGAGGGCCCUUAUUGUCUGCAGGAACUCUCCGGAAUCGGGAGGGGGAGGACUGGAUCGCUCUUCCACUGGGAUUCGUCAAGAGUUCCGGCGGCAGCUGCGGCGGUUGCGGAGUCUCCCUUUGUCCUCCUAGGACCUCCCUCCUUCCCGGUCUCCCUCCUUCUGUCAGUUAGUAGGUCCUGCUGACCCAGGCGCCGGCGCCCUAGCUGCUCGCAACCCCCCACCCCAGGGUGCGUCCCUGGUAACUCCUACCACCCUAGCGUCGCCACCGAGUCGAGCAGAGGGGGCUGUGAGCAGGAGGGAGUCGCAGACCCCUGGCCGCAGGAUGGUGGCGGGGCUCUCCCCGGCGCGCAGUCCCGGGAGCUGGCUGGUCCCCGGGCUGUGGCUGUUAGCUCUCAGCGGUCCUGGGGGGCUGGUGAGCGCCCAGGAGCAGCCCUCCUGCCGUGGAGCCUUUGAUCUCUACUUCGUCCUGGACAAGUCUGGGAGUGUGGCAAAUAACUGGAUUGAAAUUUACAAUUUUGUCCAGCAACUCACAGAGAGAUUUGUGAGCCCUCAAAUGAGAUUAUCUUUCAUUGUGUUUUCUUCUCAAGCAACCAUUAUUUUGCCAUUAACUGGAGACAGAGGCAAAAUCAGUGAAGGCUUGGACAAUUUAAAACGUGUUAGUCCCGUAGGAGAGACAUACAUCCAUGAAGGACUAAAGCUAGCAAAUGAACAAAUUGAGAAAGCAGGAGGCUUAAAAACCUCCAGUAUCAUAAUUGCUCUGACAGAUGGGAAGUUGGAUGGUCUGGUGCCAUCAUAUGCAGAGAAAGAGGCAAAAAUAUCCAGGUCCCUUGGGGCUAGAGUUUAUUGUGUUGGUGUCCUUGACUUUGAACAAGCUCAACUCGAAAGAAUUGCUGAUUCUAAGGAACAAGUUUUCCCUGUCAAAGGUGGAUUUCAAGCUCUUAAAGGAAUAAUUAAUUCUAUACUAGCUCAGUCGUGCACUGAAAUCCUGGAAUUACGGCCCUCAAGCGUCUGUGUGGGGGAGGAAUUUCAAAUAGUUUUGAAUGGAAGAGGAUUCAACUUGGGCAGUCGGGAUGGCCGUGUUCUCUGUACUUACACUGUUAAUGAAACAUACACAAAAAGUGUAAUGCCAGUGAGUGUGGAAAGUAAUUCUAUGCUUUGUCCUGCACCUACCUUGAAUGAAGUUGGACAAACUCUUGAUGUUUCAGUGAGCUUUAAUGGAGGAAAUUCUGUCAUCUCAGGCUCACUAAUAGUCACAGCCACAGAAUGUUCUAGUGGGAUUGCAGCCAUCAUUGCUAUUUUGGUGUUACUGCUACUCUUGGGCAUCGGUUUGAUGUGGUGGUUUUGGCCCCUUUGCUGCAAAGUGGUUAUCAAGGAUCCUCCUCCACCACCACCCUCUGCACCAAAAGAGGAGGAAGAAGAACCUCUGCCUACCAAGAAAUGGCCAACCGUGGAUGCUUCUUAUUAUGGUGGUCGAGGGGUUGGAGGAAUUAAAAGAAUGGAGGUUCGUUGGGGCGAUAAAGGAUCUACGGAGGAAGGUGCAAGGCUAGAGAAAGCCAAAAAUGCUGUGGUGACCAUUCCUGAAGAACCAGAGGAGCCCCUUAGGCCCAGACCACCUCGACCCAAACCUACACUCCAGCCUCCUCAGACAAAGUGGUACACACCAAUUAAGGGUCGGCUGGAUGCGCUCUGGGCUUUGUUGCGGAGGCAGUAUGACCGGGUGUCCUUGAUGCGACCUCAGGAAGGAGAUGAGGGCCGGUGCAUAAACUUCUCUCGAGUUCCCUCUCAGUAAAAGGAAAGCAGGAAGACCAAGAGGUAUGAAGAUGGUACAUCUUCACGAUGCAGAUUUCCAACCAAAAGAAAACAAAGUGCAUUUCAGAAGUUUUUGGAAGAGCAGCUUUAUUCCUCUCAGUCAGGAAAUGUUUUCUCUGCCUUCUGCUUUGCUUGCAUCAAACAUUUUCAAACCCUGGUUCUGCCAUCUACAUGGGAAUUGAUGAAACUCAAUGGUAACACAUGAUUCAGGACAUUAAAAAUAAAAAGGAACUUUAAUGUACAUGCUGUGGUUUAUACAAGAAAGUUGUUUUGAAUGUGUAAAAGAGGAAGAAACAAAAGCAUGAAGAUGAUAUCAAAAUAGGGAGCACAAAACAAUUGGCCCUGGUGAAUCUUUAAUGGAGAAAGGAGCAUUUUACAUGGAAACAUGGCACUUGUGUGUUUACAUGGCAAGAUUCUUAGCCAAAGGCAGAGUAUGAAAUCUCCCACCAGGCUAAGCAAAUAAAGGAGUCUAUUGCCUUAUAGCUGUGUCAGAUCACAAAAUCCUUCCAAGUCCACUACCACGAUGUGCCUUCCGGGAAGCUUCUGACUGGAAAAUCUUGUCAUUCUAACACUGAAAAGUGCACACGUAUGACAAAAUGUAGACAGGAUGCCUCAAGGUAUCAGUAGCAAGCAAGAUUUUGCCCUUUAGUUUUUGAAGGCACCUUUCUUUCAUUAUGCAUUUGGGAAAAGAAGAAAAUUAAUAGAACAUUAUUCCACAGGAAGACGGCCUCUAACUAGAGAUCUUCAGUGGAGCUUAAUGGACUCAUGAUUUGAGAACUUGUCCCUGGGAUUGGUAGAUUUACCCCUCUUUCUAUGUUUAGGGCUUAGUAGUACAUAAAGCAGUAAUAUCUGUUAACAUACCUAGGAGUUUGUUUUGCUUUUAAUUUAAAGGAAGCAAUAACCACAAAGCUUCCGCUCAGGGUAUUUUCUUCCUCCAAGUCUCCAAGGGCUCUUCAGCGUCACAAGCCAGCAACUCUCUUUGCAUGAAAAUUUCAAAAUUUAAUUAAUAUAAUUAAAGGCAACAGCAAGCAGCAGACUGUGAAGAUUUUGCUCAUCCUUUUUAUGCCUUUUGACAUUGAAUGACCUAUUACUGUAUGCGCAUUACUUGGAUUUUGAGGGGCACUCUACCUUGGUUGUGAUUCAGUAGAGAGAGAAAAAAGGCCUCCUCUCAUCAAGUUAUAAAUUAAAUUUCAGGAGGGUCUACCACCACAAAACAUCGAAAAUGUAUGUAUUAUAAUUUUUUUAGAAAAACCACCGUGUCACGUCAACGAUGCCAAAUUAUGUUAGCGUGAGCGGAAACACUGUGGGGGAGGAAGAAGGCAGCAGCUGAUGAAAAAAGCUCAAAUGAUCUAGUCACUUUCGAUACUGUACUUCAGAUGCGAAAUGGAUAUUCGACUGGAAACCUGACAAAGUGCGCCUGCUUUGAUGUGAACUGGUAUAGACAAUGACCAGUGGCUGGGUCAGUGGAAUGUCUCUCUGCGAGCACAAAGGCUUAUCAAAUGACACUAAAAAUAAGUUCAACAACCAUCACAUUGGAAGGGAGAAGGCGAACAUUUCAUGUUUGGCGGGCAUGUGAGUGCACAAGAUGGAAACAGUGAUUCGGAGCAUCCCAGUAUAAUUACCCCCAUUGAGCGCUUAAUGGAAAUCUCAAAGGAUGGGAGUGAUUCUGAUGGUUGGUGUCCAGAUUUGUUGCACUGCUCCAAUAAGCCUUGCUCACACACACAAAUUUUUAUACAUAGAUAUGUGUAUACAUAUAUAUCCUCUAGCUUGAAUCUUUUGCUCAAGUUUAUUUAUGUCACUGGCUGGCUGGAUCCAAAGUCAUGUGUCUACAUAUUCAUAAAUAAAAUUUUACCCGUGCCUCAGCUACCAUUUUUCUUUAAGCCCACAUGAACUCAAGCCUUGUUUGGUUGAAUAUUUAAUUGUCUUGAUUAGUUUCAGGGACAGAAUUGUAUCCAGUUCCAAAAUGUCCAUUAUGUUCACAAAUGGUAGUGUUGGUACUAAUUAUCCACGUUUGCAAGUGUGACUUGGAAACCAGAUAUAUACCCAUUGAGUUCUUGUAGGCCAUCGUUCUACAUUUGCAUCUGGGGCAGGGCCUACUGCGAUUUUCUUAAAUUGGCACUUCAUUUCUAACCAGUGCACACCCCGAAUUUAAGAGCCUCAAGGGUACUACAGAAGCUAAGGCUGCUUCUUUGGUAGUUCCUUUGAAUUUGUCUAGUAUCAUGGCAAUUGUAUGAUACUUUUAUUUUGUACAUGAGCAGUGUAAGUAGACCUUUGCCCUUAAAUGGCAAAAUAGCUUUCAGUAGAUUGUAAUGAAAAUGGAUUUCCAGUUCUAAUACCACUAUGAAGAACUCUCAGUGAAGAGGGACAGGCAAUGGUCUAUGUAGAGACUAAAAAAUAUCAUUCAUAAAGUUCAAAGACAGAUGGAAUUUUAUUGCACUUAAAUAUAUGAACAAGAUCUAGGUUAUGAUUUUCUCUGAUUAUGCUAACUAGCAAAUUGAGAAGAAUUUGCUUUAAAGAGUACUGUAUUCUCACCAAAGGACUAAAUUGAACACCCCUACACUUUUCAACCAGGAAAAUGAAAGGUUAAAAUAAAGCCAUUUCUAUAAGUUUAGUAACAUUUUAUAUUUUAUAUAGAGAAACAGUUCCUGUUUAAUUUUUUGGACAUAAUGUCAGUCAAGAUCUACUUUCUGUGAGUAAAUUAGUUAAGUCUUUAUCCAUAAUCCAUUUGUGUUGCAUAAGGUUGCAAAAACAAUUAAGUGGGAAAUGACUCCUAACUUAUGUGUCUACUCUGCCUGGAAAGAAAGUUUUGAAGGCAUCUAUAUAUAUUUCAUAACAAUGUCUGUUCUUUAUGGAUUUGAUCCAUAAAUAUUUAUCUAUCUGAAAACUUUGAUACUUGGAAUGUUUUCCUUAAAGCAUUUGGUGCUCCAAGAAAAAACAUUUGGUGCUAAGAGUUGCAGCACUGAUGCCUUUCCCCAAGUUAAUUCUAUUUUAAAUUUUUAUAUUUCCUUCCCAAUGAGAUGCAGAGUAAAAUUUGAGACCCUCCAUUAAGUAGGGAGCAGCAUCUGUCAUCCAUGGAUAAUUACUCUUUUGGCAAAAAUAUAUAAGGUUUAAACCUCCUACAUUUUAAAUUGUUAGAAAAAAAUGAUUUGCUUAUAUUUUUCCUGAAUUUUAUUCUAACCACUUUAAAUCAUAAGUUAUUCAGUAUUUGUUUUUCUAAUAAAUCCUUACUGGAUACAAGAUCUGGGUGUCUCUGUGAACUUAACUUUAUUAUAUAAAUAUCACUGACCAUUGUUUACUGCUCAGAGGCAAUUUAUUAGGUUAUUUUAAAAAUUAAAACAGCCUAUAUUAUGACCAAGAAGGUGUCUAAAAUAUUUUUUUGAUUGAUCUGCUUACAUAU